This is a messenger RNA of Physella acuta, 3318 nucleotides long. RefSeq lists its product as uncharacterized. The record is from RefSeq and is a predicted model, not a curated record. Lineage: Eukaryota; Metazoa; Mollusca; Gastropoda; Physidae.
UCGAAAACCUGGCAUACAAAAAGGACAGCUGGAUCAAUAAGAAGACCUUGUACAAGCGUCACAUCCGGCACAAGCUGCCCGAGGGUCACGCCGACCGGGCUGUGGACGGUGACCUUGACCUCAGGCUGCAGAGCUGCACCAUCCUGGACAACCUGUACGGGAAGUACCCGCUGUGGACCGUGGACCUGGGCCACAAGACCACCGUGUCGGGUGUGGUCAUCUACACCUGGCAGGGGGACGGGCAAGAAAAAGGGACAUCAUUCAGGGAGUACAUGAAAAACCUGGACCAACUCGUCGUCUACGUGGACGACAAGAUCCAGAAGAAAGAUGACGAGCACGACGAAUCCUACGCCUCCGGGAACAUGUGCAACUACAUCACCUCCCUCAACAACGCCCUCUUCAACAAGAAGCUCGUCCUCCAGUGCGUCCGCUCGCAGGUCGGGCGCUACGUGCUCAUCGAGGCCUGGGGGAGACAGAUCGGCUGGUCGCGUUUGUUUGGGGCAGUUCUGUGUGAGGUCCAAGUUUUUAACUGAGUCCAGAGCUUAAUUAAUCGGAUCACCAGUUUUAGCCAAAGAUUUAUCAAGUGGACUUAUACAUCGUCAAAUUAGCUCUGAAUUGGGAUUUUGUUUUUUAUGCUGCAAAUUACAAAGCCACGGCUAUAUAAUCAAAUACAAUAGGCCUAUAUUAUUAAUAUAACCCAAAAGUGUUUUUAAUCAGCCAAUGGGUAUCAAUGUUUUUGGGUUAAAUCACCAAUAGAAAUAGUUCUAAUAGAAGCUAACUGAGUUGUAUAAAGUUUUUUAAAAUUUAAAAAAACAAAAAAAUAGGAUCUUCUGGGCUGUUUUUUUUUUUUACAAUGGUUAAUUUUAAUUUGAAACUGGUGGUGGUAUGUACAAAUUAUUAACCUAAGGUUUGAUAAAUAAAAUAAUUAGUAAUUUAUUAAUUAAUAAAACAUCGCUCUUUAUAAAGAAUUUUAAACAAGGAUAAUAUCUAUGCUAAGGAAUUCAAAAAGUGUAUUUUCCAGUUGUUAAAAAAAAAACAUUUUAAUGGAACAUGCAGGAUAUUUUGGCUAAAACUGGUAUAUAAAUCUAAGAUGGAGCAUAUGCUCCAUAACAUACAGAGCAUACAUCAAGUUUACAUCAGACCAGACUUUACAUACACUCUAUGUUCAUACUUUUAAAAUUUUGGAUUUGUAACUUUGAUGUGUGCUACAGAUUAUGGAAAAAACCUGUAAAAUAUUCUUCAUUCAUCACAGACAGAAUUGUGACUUAAUAUUUUUGUUGAAUGAGACUCAUAGAAAAGGGGAGCAAGAAUGAUGGAUACAAGAGUUAUUAAACUUUAUUUCCUGGAUAUAUUAAAGCUAGCUUUGUGAAAAAACAAAAAAUAUGCUAUGGACUAAACUAUAUAAUGUGCUUAUGCAAGUGGAUAAAUCAUACAGAGUGGAAAUAAACCAAAGGCUGUAUUCGCACUAUGAAUAGUCUGAGGUUCCACAUGGUAAUCAUAUCUGUCAGUAAACAAUUUACAUGACCUCGUAAACAAAUUUGUUUUUUAAAUCACUCACACCAAAAUUGUGAAGCAGGACGACAAGAGACCAAAUAAAAUUGGCUGCAUUGAUUAAAUGAUGGUGCGCGGCAUCACAAUAUACCAACGAAAAUGGUCGUAUUGAUUAAACGAUGUUGCGCACCAUGACAAGAUACCAACGAAAAUGGUUGCAUGAUUAUACGAUGGUGCUACAGUCAUGUAUUCCAUUCUUGACCUAUAACCAUGGAUUAAAAACACCAUCUACACAGAUAUUCAUAAUUCUUUAAAGACUAAACAUCUACUACAGUUGUAGCUGAUACAAACCAAGCCAUAAUAUUGUGGACCCAGCCCCAACAAGAAAUAAAACUAAAAACUUUGAAUAUUUACUCAUUUACUGUGUAUAUUAAAAUAAUAAUAACAAUACAUCCUUAUUUAUAAAUCUUUAAAGCUGUAUCUUAAAUAUGAAAUAAAAAGAAAUGAUUUAGAAAUAUUAGUUUUUUGUGUUCUUUUAGUUAAAGAGAGAUAACUCCUGUAUUAUGUUCUACAGUAGGUUGUUGUUACUGAUAACAUUUUACUAUAAAAUAUUUAAGCUCAUAACGCUGGAAUUUUUUUUUAAAAGCAAAAAAAAAAUUGUUCCUAUAUUUUUAUAAUUUGUAACCUUAGUAAUAAUUAUAAGAAUUUAAAAUUGUGUUAUAAAUAAACUUGUACAAAAAUAAAAUUCACGACAAUGCUUAAUUUUACAAGAGGAGUGUUAAAAAAUAUGCUAAUCAUAAAUUGUCAGCCCAAUGGAGCAUUUUGGGAUGCCGAUUUUUUUUUUUUUUGUAUUUUGAUUUGUGAAUAACGUUCAUUAAUCCAUUCGAAAGGAUAAGCAGUACCAUAUCUACUAUGAAGCAAAUGGGCAAAGCUUAAUUGUUUAUUAUGGCUUUUACUUAUUGCAUACUGGUAACUAAAUAUUUAUAAUGGGUUUUUUUUUUAAUGACUGCAUGUCAGAAUUGAGAUACAAUUUUUUUUUAAUUUCAAAUUCAUGUUAAUUUAACAAUAAAAACUAAUAUAAAAAACUUCUUAUUUUCAAAUUAUAAUUUAUAAUAAAAUAUUGUAUUUUUUUUUUAUCUAACAAAAUAUCUUAAAUUUUUAAUUUUGUGAAACUGAUAAAUGAAAACAAAACAAAAAAAUAUGUUUUUCUUGUACCAGAUGUAUAAACUUUUAAAAAUUAUUUAAAACCAAAAAAAAAGACAUUAAAAGCAUUGUUUACGUUUGUGUGUACAAUAUUGUUCAAGCUUUCACUACCUCUAUGUGUAUUUAUGAUGUAAUUAUGAUUUGCAUGUAGCCACAAUUACACCCCUGCUAAAAACUAUACGUCUGUGUAACAGCGACUGUAAACACGAAUAGGCUUUUACCAUUUGUGCUUGUUGUCACGUCACAUCAAAGAUUACAUAUAACCCUAACUGUAGCAGCAGUCAGUGUACAUAAUAAUACCUUCAUCACAGACAUAUAUCUCUACGUGUACAUUAGAAUAGAAGAAAGAAAAUUUGAAGAAAUGAGAAAAUGGAUGGAGAAAAAAGAAGAAUUAAUGCUUAUCACAAAAAUGUUCUUGUAAAUAUGAACAAUCUGUUUUACGAACUCACAUGUAGUUCUCUACAACUGCAAAAACUGGGGAAGGGUAGGGGGGGUGGAGGUGGAUCAAUCACACUAGUGAGUGUGUGUUAGACAGAGUGUCUUUGUAAAGCUAGAUCCACUUUCUUUACCAUUAAUUUUGUGUGUAUAUAUAUAUAUAUAUAUAUAUAUAUAUAUAUAUAUAUA